Molecule: messenger RNA, 4834 nt
Organism: Colius striatus (speckled mousebird)
Lineage: Eukaryota; Metazoa; Chordata; Aves; Coliiformes; Coliidae
Gene: CHRDL1
Product: chordin like 1
Exons: 12
Coding region: 542-1912 (456 amino acids)
Molecular function (GO): protein binding
Source: RefSeq, a predicted model, not a curated record
CCAGUGCCGGCGGGGCUGCGGAGCAGGACCCGCCGCCGAGCAUCCUGCGGCCGCGGGGCCUCGCUGCGCUCCCCGCCGGGGCAGGAGCCAGUGGCAGGUGUCCCAGGGCGAGCAGCCCGAGACCUUCCAGACAGCUCUCCCCGCAGCGUCCCCGCAGCUCGGACUUAGCGGAUUCCUCCGUCCCCGCUCCCGUCCAUCAGUCGGGCGUCGGGGGGCUGCCGGUGGCCGCAGGACCCGUCGGUCCCUUGUUUUUCCCUCUCACCAUCUCCACUGCGGGAGCGAAGGGGAGAACUAAAAAAGUUUGUGCGAGCAGCGAGAGAAGAUUAUGGCAACGUGAGUGAGAAGCGGAGCCGCCUGGCCGGAGCCCUCCCGUCCCCCGGCGGAGCGGAGCGGGGAGAGCGGAGCGGCGCGGCUCCUCCAGCCGAAGCCACCGAUCGCAGGCAGCCUGCAGGGCCGGCGGCUCAGCGGAGCGACCUCCCGCCCUGCCCCAGCUCAACAUUCUCUACUUUGGAAGCUCUUUCUUGUCCUUUUGUCGAUAAAGAUGAGAAAAAAGUGGAUACUGGAAGACUUUCACGUUAUCUUUUUUGGUGUGCUCUGUCUCCUUUUCAUAGAUGGAGGUAAACUAGAACAAGUAAAACAUUCAGAUACAUACUGUGUGUUUCAAGAUAAGAAGUAUCGUGUAGGAGAAAGAUGGCAUCCUUAUCUAGAACCCUAUGGCCUUGUUUACUGCGUUAGCUGUCUUUGCUCAGAGAAUGGAAAUGUUCUGUGCAGCAGAAUAAGAUGCCCAAGUCUACACUGUCCUUCCCCUGUGCAUGUCCCACAGCUGUGCUGCCCACGAUGCCCAGAAGACUCUCUUUUCUCAGUAAGCAGCAAAAUCACCGGGAAAUCCUGUGAAUACAAUGGCACAACCUACCAUCACGGUGAAAUGUUUGUGGCAGAGGGGCUUUUCCAAAACAGGCAAGCAAACCAGUGUGCCCAGUGCAGCUGCUCAGAAGGAAAUGUGUACUGUGGGUUGAAGACUUGUCCCAAAUUAACUUGCUCUUUCCCAGUUUCUGUUCCUGAGUCCUGCUGUCCGGUUUGCCGAGGAGACGGAGAGUUAUCAUGGGAACAUUCCGAUGGAGAUAUCUUCCGCCAGCCAGCCAACAGGGAAGCUAGACACUCCUACCAUCGCUCCCACUACGAUGUGUCACCCAGCUCUGCGAGGCAGGUAGUCAACAUUCCCCGGUUUGCCAGCGCCAGGAGUAACCGCGGAGUCCUGCCGGAUCCCCAGCAAGCUUCAGGAACCAUAGUACAAAUUGUCAUCAACAACAAGCAUAAGCACGGACGAGUUUGUGUUUCAAAUGGCAAAACGUACUCACAUGGUGAAUCUUGGCAUCCUAAUCUCCGAGCCUUUGGAAUCGUAGAGUGUGUGCUGUGUACCUGCAACAUCACCAAACAAGAAUGUAAGAAAAUUCACUGUCCAGAACAAUAUCCCUGCAAAUACCCUCAGAAAGUAGAAGGAAAAUGCUGUAAAGUCUGUCCAGAAGAUGUGCCAAGUCAAACCUUUGACAACAAAGAUUACUUCUGUGGGACAGAGACAUUUCCAGUCUAUGAAUCCAUUUUCACAGAGGACGGAGAAACCAUCAGAAAAAUUGCAGUAGAGACUGAAAAACCACCUCAAAUAGAAAUACAUGUGUGGACAAUUAAAAAAGGGAUUCUACGUCACUUCUAUGUUGAAAAAGUGUCUAAGAGAGAAUUUGAAGAACUUCCUUACUUCAAGCAGAUAACAAGGACAACCCCUAGCCAGUGGAAAAUAUUUAGCGAGGGAGAAGCUCAAAUCAGCCAAAUGUGUGAAAGCAGAGUGUGCAGGACUGAGCUCGAGGAUUUGGUAAAGGUUUUGUACCUUGAAAAGUCUGAAAAGGGUCACUGUUAAGGGAGACAGCACUGGAGGGAAAUCUCAAGAAAACUUACGAAAACUUGGAUCUGCAGCUGGACUGCAGGCUUAUUUUGCUUAAGUCAACAGUUGCCCUAAAACCCAAAACUAUAAUGCAGUAAUUAUUCACAUCAUGCACAGCAAAUUUGCUGCUUUAUGUGUAGUGGUCUGUGACAACCGUUCAAAUAUCUCCUCCAAAAGACUAGGAGGCUCUGUAUUACGGGUGGGGGAAGGAGAAAGAGAGACUGUACUUUCCCAGAGCUGCAUUUCUUUUCAAGUGAAAAAGAGAAAACAGAACAUUUUUAUUAUUAUUAUUUGGCAAGUUAUUCAAACUAAUGAAAAGAAGGACAUCCAAUGCAUGUGCAGGAGCUAUGGAGAGCUGAAUUCAUGUGCUGAAUUUACACCGUUUCUGGUGUUUAAAUGACUCAUGGAAUUUUUUUUAGCUGUGGAGGAAAAAUACAAGUGAUACAAUACUUGUGUUGGAGACAUAAAAAACAGAUUUAAACUAACAAACUCCUAAGGAGCUUGCCUCUGGGAUGAUGUCUGUAGUUGAGCAGAGUCUAUAAACUGAACAGCAGGUGUUAGUGGCAACCACUAUAUUUUUGUAGCAAUUUGAAGCAAACGUUCGCUUUCAAGUGGUUUUCUCUGUUUCCUCCACCCACUUCUCUACAAAAUGUGAAGGGUUAGCUCCCUAUCACAGUCCUAAUAACUUUGUUCUUUUGGACCCUAUUAACACAUGGUCUUGGCUGAUAAACUGCCUUCUAAAGUGACAUGGCAGAAGGUGGUGAACUACUUGCAGUACUUUCAAAACACCUAGAGGAUUAGAGUGCUUAAUUCCUUUGUUCUGAUUUGUUACAAACUUAGUCUUCUGCAUUUUUUGGAGGGUGACCUGUCAGUUCUCAAGCUUCAAGGACAGCUGUCUCCUAUGACAAAUGCCAAACACCUACAGCAGCUCUGUGAAAACUGUUAACUUUGUGAAAAAGAAAGCUGAGAGAUUCCGUUAAAUUUAUGAUAGCGUGUCUACAGUGCAUUUAAGAAAGGAAGCUCUCAUCUGCAGAAGUCUCAGUAUAAUGUAAAAAAAACGUUUUCUCUGAAGAGCUACCGAAGUGCUGCACUGCCUUGUGGCUGCAGUGUUGGAUGAAUCCCAAAAAGCAAGUGACUCUGCCUGCUUUUACUCCCAUUUUCUACUCCACAAGCAGACAGGAAUACUGCUGUUCAAACACACAGUAGGAAACAAAGCUUUAUGGAAGUGGUCUGAGCCAAGGGCUGGGUCUUCACAGGGAGUGAAAUUAGCAGUGACAGCAAGGAUUUUGAGGUUUGUCAUUCUGCCAGUGGCAGCACUCCAGGGUGUACCCAUUGCUAAAGGGAUGAAGGUGUGCAAGAGCCCAGUGCUGAAUGCCAAAGCCCAUCUCAGGCGGAGCUUCACCUUCAAGAUCCUUGGCUUGUGCAGCAAACCCUGGCAGCCACCCUCUCCAGUGCAGGCCACAGGGCCAGGCUUCCUCAUGCUGCCCAGGUCCUGCCUGCACUGCCUGCAGCCUCAGGAGGAGAGUAACGCAGGGGAAGAAGGGGGUAGAACCGACAUGAGGGUGCAGGAAAGGUUGAAGGGAAUUGGGAGCAUAGGGUGAUCUCAGGUCCUUAGCAAUAUUGCCUGUAUAUAACCAUGCCAUUGUCCAGGGACACAUAACAUUUAGGAAAACUUCCCUCCCUACCAAGUACUCAACACGGUCCACUGCUUAACAGGAAAAGAUGCUAAAAAGGGAGCUCCCCCAGCAACUGAUUUACAGAAACAAAAUACUCUUAGCUGGUAUCAGUAGGAACCAUGAGGGUGUCUUUCCAAGCUUCCAUGGGCUGCAGGGAAAUCCUCCAUGGCAGCAGGGCAGUCUCAGCCUGGGGCCUGGGACACCUCCUCCCUCCUCCUGCCUGGCCCUCAGUAUCAGGGCUGUUCCCGACAUGUUUUUCCCUCUCUGCCCAGCACUGUUUUGCCCUUUCUCAAAUGCCCCUUCCCUGAGGUGCUGCCAGCCUUGCUGAGGGCUCAGCUGUGCCCUGCACUGGCGCCGCUGGAACCGGCUGGAACCGGCCGCAUCCGGCACACAGCAGCCCCUCAGCUCCCUCAGAGCGACCCUGCAGCCCCGCUGCCAGCGCCCAGGCACAGGCAUGUGGCAGCGCUGGUACCACUCUGUAGUGCACAGUCUUCACUAGCACCUGGCCUUUACAAGUCCUGUAGAGCGAAGUGAACUGUGCCACCAGCUUCCCACAGAACUGUAGCCUCUGCCUCCAUCAAUCCUGUCCUUGUGUUUGACAGGGGUAAUAGUGCGUCCUGAGGCCCCAAAACCUUGCUGCACCAGAGGUUACUGCACAAUAACUGUAGAAGAAGCAGUUUGGCAUCAGCAACACUCACUGCACUGGCAUCUACUGCCUUGAAAUGUGCUGCAGAAGUGCAAAAUUUUGUUCUAAUCUUCUAAUAAGUCAUGAAUUAACUUUAUUAUCCCUUUGGUGAAGACAUUGUAAGGAAGAGGUUCUGAGGAACUGUAGCAAUCCAGUGGGAAGACCAGCAGUCGAUUUCUCACCUCACAGGCAUCGUUGGUUUGUAGCAGUAGCUGGUGGAAAAAGACUAAGUGGAAAGUGUACAGUGUAAUUUUUUUUUGAGAAGAAGAAAGCAACCUGCUUUUUGUAUUUGUGACAGGACGGGUGGAAUCCAAAUGGUGUAUUUAUUUUAUAAUAAACACUUUUUAGGAAAAGCAAAAAAAACCCCAUUAAGCAGCACUUAGUAAAAUGCAGUGUUGCAUUUUUCCAGUUUCUGGUCACUUAACAAAACACAGAAUGUCAUGUUUUUCAUUCUCUUCAUGGGAUGUAUGUCUGUUAGGGUACUUAUUUAUGUACUUAUUGUAUCACUUUGACCUGGUUUGAUAAAUUAAUAAACCC